This is a messenger RNA of Knipowitschia caucasica, 534 nucleotides long. NCBI's taxonomy places the organism in Eukaryota, Metazoa, Chordata, Actinopteri, Gobiiformes, Gobiidae. The record is from the annotation of a GenBank genome assembly.
AUGAAUGGUGAUGUGGUUGGGUGUUGGGGGGGGGGUGAUAUGUUGUGUUUUUGGGGGGGGUGGGGGGUUGUGGUGUUUGUGGUGGUUGAUGGGGUGUUUGGUUUGUGUGGGUUUGGGUUGGGGUUUGGGGUGGGGGUGUUUUGGUUUGGGUGGGGGGUGUGUUUGUGUGGGGGGGGGUGUGUGGGUGGAAUUUUUAUUUGGGUGAUAUUGGUUGUUUUUUUGGUGUUGGGGUGGUGUGUGUGGUGGGUGUUAGUAGGUUUGAUUGGGUUGGUUUGGUUAGGGGGGUGUUGUUUUUGUUGUUUGAUUUUUUUGGUGUGUUGUGUGUAUUGGGGUAAGUUGGCUUGGGGUUGUGUUGGUUUGUUUUUGUGGGUAGGGGGGGGUGUGGUGGGGUUUGGGGUUAUUGUUGUGGUUGGUUUUUUAAGGUGGUAUUUGUAUGAGGUGGGUUGGGAGGGUGUUUUUGGUGGGGAUAUGUUUUGGGGUUGGUUUUUGUGUGUUUGGUGUGUGGUAUGGUUGUUUGUGUUUGUUAUUGGGUAG